Messenger RNA from Aspergillus heteromorphus CBS 117.55, 516 nucleotides. RefSeq lists its product as uncharacterized. The record is from RefSeq and is a predicted model, not a curated record. Lineage: Eukaryota; Fungi; Ascomycota; Eurotiomycetes; Eurotiales; Aspergillaceae. The transcript is spliced from 2 exons. The coding region runs from base 1 to 516 and encodes 171 amino acids.
AUGCAAACCCGCUCCCAAACCACCAAAUCUCAAUCGCAAUCGCAAUCCCAACCCUCCCAACCCCCCAAACAAGCCGCCUACACCCAAUCCACCAACCCAAUCGACCACACGCCUCUCGAGCAACGCACCCCCAAACCCAACCCCACCACACAACCUCCUCCUCCGCCCUCCAACGACGAAGCCCUGCGUCAACUGAACGCCAAGCGCGCGGAGCAGCGCACCGCCCUGCAGGACACCCCCGACGUGGACACGGAGUACGGGGUGGAGCAGCAGCCAGCAGAAGGGGAUAUAGCGCGCGCGGUGGAGGGGAAGACCGCGGAACGGAGGGCGCAGGCUCAGGAGCAGGCGCAGACGGGGGCUGAGAUGCGACCCGGAGACCCCGGGUAUGAGAAGGGACAGGCGGCGGAUUUGGAUCGCAAGGGGGAGGAGCAUGAGCGGAUGCUUGGGGAGAGGAUGAUGGGGGUGGGGGAGAGUCUGUGGAGGGGGAGAAUGAGGCGGUUAGGGAGAGGAAGUUGA